Paramuricea clavata is the source of this 3544-nucleotide messenger RNA. The record is from the annotation of a GenBank genome assembly. Lineage: Eukaryota; Metazoa; Cnidaria; Anthozoa; Malacalcyonacea; Plexauridae.
UUGAAACCCGACAAACAAGUUUUGCAAGACUGGUUCUGUUGGCGUAAAUAUAAAAUACGAGGAUCGAAUAUAAUUCAGUCCCUGUGAUUCUUGUGGUUCUUGUGUAGUUGUGUUGAAUAACUUUCUCUUUGCAAAUCCAGCUGAUCUGAGUAGAAAAGAUGUCGGAAAAGGUGAGUGUGGUUUCCGAUUUGUUCUUGUGAAUUUAUGGUUAUGUUUCGUUCACAAUGUCGUGCAUUUUAUACCUGUUGUACACAUGUGUUUAUCGCCUAUUGAGAAAUACACUGAGCCGGCUUAGGGCGUUUUAACACGUGUAAGACAUAUUAAAUUAGCUAGAAUUUUGCAGUAUUUCAGGUUUAUUUAUUCUACAAACGAUCUGCUUUUCAAAUGCAUAUGUUUCAAGGCUUAGAUUUGUGCUACAAAUCGUGGAAAUCGAGACAAAUAUUUUGGACACAUGUAACCAAACACCGAAAAUAUCGCGUGUUACGUUUCUCCAAUGAAUACAAUACAUGUUCUAACUUGUAAUCUGAGCUGAUCUAAACUCUUGUUUUACUACAAAUAUUAUGGCCAAACUUUAUAUACUGGUUCAUAAUCAUAUGACCUGAAUCUAAAUUUGGGCAAAACCUACAUUUAAACCGCCCCAAUGAGCUCAUGGAAUGCUCUACAGUCUACAAAAGCCGUGAUUCUUUGAAGAGUAAUAUCUCUUUUUAAGUUUUCAAUCUACAGUAGAAUGAGUAGACCGUCGUCCACAUCAGCUUUGAAAAUCCUAGGUUAGCUGAGUUUAGUGAGUUUAACAUGGUCCGUCGCGAUCCUCUGCAAACGUUUGUUUAUUUCAAAGAAUGCCAAUUUUCAUUGGUAUCGUUGGUAUGAAAAAUAAUUUGGGGAGGUUAGGAGGUAAGGGACGGACCAUUAGAAAAGUGAUGGGGGGGGGGUAAAUUUUUUUUGUUUGCAUUUUUUUUCCAGGUUGUCAGCUGUGUAUGCAUGUUUUUUUAAAUAUGUCUUCUCGCAUGCAAUUUUUUUUCCAAUACAACUAUACAGAUGUUAACGAAACUGUUCUUUUGACAAAAAAAUAUCCCUUUAAUACACACUGCAAAAUUAUAUCUUUAAGCACCAUAUAUGGACAAGUUUUCUAGGGGUCCAGAGGAUGCUCACCCGGAAAAUUUUUGAAUCUAAAUUCUCUGAAAUACCAUUUCCCGGACUUUGGGGAGAGAUUUUACAGAAUUCUGAUGGUCAGAAAACACCAUUGUAACAUAUCAGAGGCCCUUGGCCAAUGUUUUUGCUCUAUAGCCUGAGCCUGGGGCCCCCCAUUUGCGGGCCCAUUGGGGUUGGUGGCACCCGGAUUCUCCCAGUCCGAGCCCAUAGUAGUUACGCCACUGAGGACAGUGGCAGUGUGAAUGAGAAUUAAUUAUUAAAUACAAUAGAAAAUAUUUUGAUAGUAUAUAAUAAAACUACAUAAGAGUUACUGUUAAUAUUGAAAGAAAUUGCAUAUUAAUAUAUUAUAUAUUUUGAUAUAUUUAUAUUCUGAAAUAUUCCAAAGAUUUAGUUCAAUUUUGUCUGAUGUACAUUUAAAAUUAAAGUUCUAUUGUUGGUUUGUUUGUAAUUUUUUUUUUAAACAAGUCUGUUUGCAUGUAUUUUUUUCAAACCUUUUUUGUUUGCAUGGAUUUUUUUUCUGUUUUUUCCCCACCCUCUCCAUCACUUUUCUAAUGGUCUGUCCCUAAAGGGCCUUGAAACAAACCAAUUAACAGAUCCUUGAAUUUCUUUCUAGCUGUGCUGAUAAUAUUUGAACGGUAUUAAGACUAUUGUUUUGCAUUGAUUUCUGCAGUGUUUAUAUUUCAAUAAAACAAUGUGAACUUUGUCAAAUAUAUUGCACGAGGCGUAAAAAAAAAUACCUGUGGUUCCGGUUCCCGACCGACCCUAUUUUUUUCCGCUGACCCUAUUAUUUUUUCAACACGAUUGACCGUGCGACCCUAUUUUCUCCGGGUGGUUGCGGGCUGCUGCCAAAAUGGCGUUAUCAAAAAAUUAUAAAAUUAUAAAAAAAAAAUUAUUUCCAACCUAAUUUUUUCGCAAUAUGAAACCAGAACCACAGGUAUUUUUUUACGCCUGAUGAUGGUUUCAAGUUCACACUUGAGUAAAGUUUACCUCGCUAAAGUUUGAUAAAGUACUCGACAAUUCCAGCAACCAUUCCAGAGCACACAAGAUUUCAAAAUUGCUUCAUUUCUGAGCUGAUUUCCUGAUUUCUGUUGAUUUCAAGAUUUCCUGAAAACGUUAGUUUACAGCAAUGUUUGUGGGGGGGGGGGGGACAGUUACCCCUGCCCCUUUAUCAGGUCCUGUCACCCAUACUUCCCCCACAGUGGAAAUAGGUAUUUAUUCAUCGUCCUCUUUUGAACAUUAUUUUUCAUCUAGCGAGGUAUACUUGAACGUCUGAAUGCGGGUGAGGUCGUCAUCGGAGAUGGUGGGUUUGUUUUUGCGUUAGAGAAGAGAGGUUACGUCAAAGCAGGACCGUGGACGCCUGAAGCGUCAGUUGAACAUCCUGAAGCAGGUAUAUUCAAUAUUCUUGAAUUUGGCAGUCUAGCUUAUCCAUAGUUUAUAUCGGAAUGUUUCUCCAAUUGUACUAUAAUAACACUGCAUCAAUAAGGACUUGUAACUGUUACAGCACCUCUGAAGAGAACUGGUAUGAACUAUCCAGUAUAAAUAAAGUUGGUUUAAUUUUUUCCUCCUGUCAUCACACUGGAACAAUAUGAGAUGUCACUUAAUACUGGACCUCUAGGAAGAACAGUUUAGAACUGAUAGAGCUAUCCAGUAUAAAUAAUGUUUGUUUAGUUUAGGUUUCCUCCUAUAGUAACACUGUCACUGGACCUCCUAAGGAGAACAGUUUAGAACUGAUAGAGCUAUAUAUAUACAGUCUAAAGCUAUGUAAAUAUUAAUUGAUUUUUGCUCAUUCAUUUUGUAGUUCUGCAGUUACACAGAGAAUUCUGUCGUGCUGGAUCAGACAUUGCGCAAGCAUUCACAUUUUAUGCCAGUGAAGACAAGCUAGAUAACCGAGGAAACGAUGCUGGCAAAAAAAUAGGGGUUGGUUUUAACAAUUCAGGAUUUUAUUGUUAAUAUUACAGGAUAAAUGUGACCAUUCAAAUGCAUGUGGUGAUCAUCGAUUGCUUGGCUUUGAUUCCUGAUAUUUUCAGUUGUCUGAUUAUAAUUGAGGUUAUUGUAAGGCUUUUUUAUGGCUGUUAAUACAACAGCCCCAAUCUUGAAUUGAGUUUUGAAACUCAACCAUGAUCAUCAAAAGGUUGAGUCCAAUAAAGAUGAAGUUGCUCAAGUUUUUCUAAAAGCAUAUGUAAAGAAGGCUAAAAAGGUUCUGUGGCCUUCACCCAUACUCUAUGGUCCUUAAUGUACUCCAUUCAUGAUCCUAAAUUUUCAUUUUAGGUCAAGUCUGUGAACCAAGCCUCGUGUGAUCUUGCCAAACAAGUUUCAAAAGAAUUUGGGUGUCUUUGGCUGGGUGGUUUGAGUCAGACUCCAACAUAUUUGAGUGACGGAAACAAAGAAAAAGUUC